Aspergillus saccharolyticus JOP 1030-1 is the source of this 2103-nucleotide messenger RNA. It is a transcript of the gene bgt3, whose product is annotated as putative cell wall glucanase. The transcript has 2 exons. The coding region runs from base 1 to 2103 and encodes 700 amino acids. Lineage: Eukaryota; Fungi; Ascomycota; Eurotiomycetes; Eurotiales; Aspergillaceae. Gene Ontology annotation, biological process: cell wall organization. Gene Ontology annotation, molecular function: 1,3-beta-glucanosyltransferase activity; glucan endo-1,3-beta-D-glucosidase activity. Gene Ontology annotation, cellular component: fungal-type cell wall; extracellular region; cell surface. The record is from RefSeq and is a predicted model, not a curated record.
AUGUCCGGGCUCAACCGGGCAUUUAGUUACAGCGAAGGUGAUGACGGGUCGGUGGUCGCAGGUUCACGCCAGCGGUUAUCCCCAGAAGAGGGACGUCUCAUGGACGGCAGCAACGAGUACAGCGCCAUGGACAUGAACCGUACCCCCACACUACACCAAAGACCGAGUCAAACGGAUAGCGACGGACCUUUGGAGACAGUGCCGGAGAACCGGAGCGUAGAACACACACGCACCCAUUUCACCGCAACGCCGGGGAUGGACAACAUGGGCCCUUCAGCCGUGGGUGGAGGCAUCAGUGGUAUCGCCCUGGGCGUUGCCAACACCCAUGACCGUCAGAGUGGAGUUGACGCUUUCAGGGAAACAGCCGGUCCGUUGUACAAUAUUCCCGCCGAACGAGACUACCACACCACGGGGGCCGAGAAUCCUUACGUCCCUGCACCACCGCCCGACGCGGAGGAAACGGUUCAUGCCGGCUCGGGUACUCUGCGGCCGCGCGACUCCUAUGGGUCUCAUGUCGCGCUUCGUACGGCGGGUGCAGUCACAGGGCACUCGACCCCAGCUGCAACGCCUUCUCAGCACAGUUUUCAAGAUAGUCCCUAUCAAGGGGUCGGUGCGUUCAGUGAGGGCCCGUACCAGCGGCAGUCGGUAUACUCUACGCAGAAUUACCCACUCACCUUCAACCCGGAUGAAAUCGCAGAUGACGGGGACGAUGGAUUUGUCAAUGUCGCACCAAAGGGGGUAUCGCCGUCAAGGGAUCACAGUUUGCACGGGACAGCCGGUGCUGCUGCGGUCGGUGGAGCUUCAGCAGGUGGUAUCCUAAGUGGGCUCCGAGGCUUGUUCGGAGGGGGGAAGAAAGACUCCAGUCCGUCGUACGGACCUGUGCCUGGCGUGGGUCUGGAAGCAACCGAGAAGGGACCCAGAGCGGGCUCGAUAGCCGGAGCAAGCAGGCGGAAGCGCGCAUGGAUUGUGGGACUCACUCUCGCAUUCAUUAUUGUGGCCGCCAUUGUCGGGGGAGCGGUCGGCGGCAUUUUGGGUCAUCGGAGUAGCGAGGCUCCCGCUUCGGCAAAUGGUUCGGACAGUUCCGCGGACGGCUCUUCGGACUCGUCGGACUCGUCGGAUGGACUACUCGACAAAGAUUCUGCGGAGAUCAAAGCGUUGAUGAACAACGCUAACCUGCACAAGGUUUUUCCUGGGUUGGAUUAUACACCCUGGGGAGUACAGUACCCGCUUUGCUUGAAGUAUCCUCCAUCCCAGAAUAAUGUCACGCGCGACCUCGCUGUGCUCUCACAGUUGACCAACACCAUUCGACUAUAUGGAACAGACUGCAACCAGACGGAAUUGGUGCUGACUGCUAUCGACCGCCUCGAUCUGACCGACAUGAAGCUUUGGCUGGGUGUGUGGAUCGACAGCAACCAAACGACCAGCGACCGCCAGGUCAAGCAGCUCUUCAACAUCAUUGAUGUAGCUAACAACACCUCAAUCUUCCAAGGAGCUAUAAUUGGUAACGAAGCUUUAUAUCGGGCAGGCCCGGACAUUGCCACGGCCCAGAAAACCCUGAUCAGCUACAUGACCGACGUCAAGAACCACUUCAAGCAGAACAGCAUCGACUUGCCGGUUGGCACGUCAGACCUAGGUGAUAACUGGAAUCAGGAGCUGGUCGAUGCCGCAGAUUUCGUCAUGUCAAACAUUCAUCCGUUCUUUGGCGGUGUUCAAGCCGCCGAGGCAGCCAGUUGGGCUUGGAGUUUCUGGCAAAAUCACGAUGCUCCACUGACCGUCGGCACCAACAAACAACAAAUCAUUUCCGAAGUGGGGUGGCCUAGCGGUGGAGGGAAUGACUGUGGUGAUGGUGAUAAUUGCCAAACUGACACGCAGGGAGCUGUGGCAGGCAUCGAUGAAAUGAACCAAUUCAUGGCGGAUUGGGUCUGCCAGGCACUAGAGAACGGGACUGAGUAUUUCUGGUUCGAGGCCUUCGAUGAGCCUUGGAAAGUUCAGUAUAACACAAAAGGCCAAGAAUGGGAGGACAAAUGGGGGCUGAUGGAUGCGGCUCGCAAGCUGAAACCGGGACUGAAAAUCCCCGAUUGCGGCGGCAAGACCGCGGCAUGA